Messenger RNA from Daucus carota subsp. sativus, 2555 nucleotides. Its product is annotated as protein MAIN-LIKE 1. The transcript is spliced from 7 exons. Bases 1399 to 2274 code for a protein of 291 amino acids. Lineage: Eukaryota; Viridiplantae; Streptophyta; Magnoliopsida; Apiales; Apiaceae. Gene Ontology annotation, biological process: meristem maintenance; meristem development; protein desumoylation. The record is from RefSeq and is a predicted model, not a curated record. Gene Ontology annotation, cellular component: nucleus. Gene Ontology annotation, molecular function: deSUMOylase activity.
GAGUUCAUGUCAGCUAUGUACUUGACCUAAUUAGUUUACCCUACCCACCCAAUUGAUUCUCACAUCCGCCGCACAAACACCCCCGCUGAAGACAGUUCCCGCCUCCGCCUGAGCCCGACAUCGACUACCUUCUCCGCACAGGUAUGGAGCCAAGUGUACCUUGUGGACCGUAUGAUCGAUCCUUAUUAACAUUUCAAGAUAAGCAUGUGAGUACAGAAGUUUGGGCUGGAAAUGAGAGGGGAAAAUUGAUCCUUCGACAAGGGACAUCUAGACUUCUUGAUUGGGUGAUAAAAGAGCCGCAAAAACGUUAUAUUGAAUCGUGGGGUUUUAAAGGGUUUAAAAGUCCAUGCAGCAUUUUGCAAAAUGAUGUUGGUUUGAUUAGUGCCCUUGUCGAGAGAUGGAGGCCAGAAACAAAUUCAUUUCACUUUCCUGUUGGUGAAAUGACCAUUACCUUGGAAGACGUUUUUAUGUUGUUGGGCCUCCCGGUUCGUGGUAAGCCAAUCAUAUACGAGCGGCUUGAUAGGCCAAAGUCAUAUUUUCUUAAAAACUGGCCUGAUUCUAGUUUGAAUCUAAAGCAUAAGAAAGAGUUGUAUGGUAAAUCAGGGAUUUCUCUUAAAAAACUGCGUGAUAGAUACAAAGAAUUGCCCAAUUUGGAGGAGGGGGAUGAGGAAUCUGUUAAAGCACAUAGCCUUGCCUAUGUGUUAUAUGUUAUUGGUUCGGUGUUGUUUGCUGAUAAUUGCCAAGACGUUGUGCAUCCAAAAUAUUUGCAACUUCUUCUACAACAACAGGAUGAUAGUAUUCCUUAUGCAUGGGGUGCAGGGGUGUUGGGGUUUUUGUACAAGGGGUUGUAUAAAGCCUCCAGGAAGGAGAGUACUGGUAUUGAAGGAUGCUUGACUCUACUUCAGUUGUGGUCUUACGAGAGAAUACUUCCUGGACGUCCAACAAUCGCACCUGAGCAGGAGUACACAUGGCCGCGGAUAGUUGCAUGGGGGAAAUAUGUUGAGGAUAGGUACGAGAACCCACACCAUCAUUUACGGGUUUAUCGUGGUCAGUUUGAUACUUUUGAUCCUCGAUGGCUUACAUGGGAGCCUUAUGCUCACUUUUAUAUGACGGAGGAUGAUGAGUAUGAGGUUGGUCCUCGUACCGGUUUAGCUCGCGUACCGCUUAUACAUUGGAAUAUUGUCGAGUAUCAUAUGCCAGACAGAGUUUUGAGACAAUUCGGCAAGCCACAACAUAUACCAGAUCCUCCCACUGUUGUGUGGGAGCGUAGGGCACCGCUGCCACGCUAGUCUCUCCACCUCACGGGUUUUGAAAUUUUCGCGUGAUUAUUUUCUUGACAAAUUUGGGCUUGACACAAAAGAAGACAAGCUUAUUGAUGUUCAGAGGCAAGGGGGGGAAAUGAAAGGAGAUAUGAAGAGGCCACUAAAGAAUCGUAAAUCAAGAUGGUUGUUUGCUAAUUGGUGGAGUAAGGAUGACAUUGACGUGGAGCCGAUCUCUCAUUUGAAUCUUAAUUACGAACUUCAUAAACCUCAUCUCAUGACAUUGGAGCCACAACAUAUGGUGCAAGAUGAAAUUAUUAAUGCUUACUUUGAGUUGCUAAGAGAAAGAGAGAAACACUAUAUUGUGAACAAGCAAUUUGAGAAUCAAGCUAGACAUUUUUUCAUGCAUUCUGAAUUCAUGGAAGCUUCGAAGAAGUAUGUUAAAGAUUUGAAAAAACAUCCAUUGGAUAGAUCUGCGGAGGAAUUGGAGGCUUUAAAAAGCUUUUUGCUUACUGUAUCUGUGCAACUCCGAGGAAAUAGGGUUGAUGAUUGUGAGUUUAUCUAUUUUCCUACUUGCCUCGAUCAGCAUUGGUUUUUGUUUAUUUGGAGUGUUGUGGACCAAAAAGUCAUCCUUCUAGAUUCUCUUCGUAAUGACACUAAGAAUAGGUCGUUGAAGAAAAUGUAUAGCACCCAGUACUAUAUCAUGGAAAGACUUGUUCCAUGCAUGAUGCACUUUGUUAAUAAGGAAAGAUAUCCGGAGCCCAUCAAAUGGGGUAAAGUGAAACAAUUGAAGAACCGUCCUAUGCAAACUGACAAUGAUUGUGGCAUCUUUGUUUGCAAGUACGUGGAUGCAUCUCUUAUGGGCUUACCUUUGGAACAUGAAAAGUGGAGUAAGGAGGAUGUUCGUAAUUUUCGUUAUCGCAUAGCUUGGGAAAUUUCCAAAGGACAGGCACGACAUUUGCCGAGUUGGAGUAUUGAGUGGAGGAAAAAGUUUCCUCGUAAAAUUGGAGUUUGAAAAUCGAUAGUCUGGAAGUAAGAAGUACCAAAAGGAAACAAUCAGAAGCGUUUAAGGGUUUCAGUUGCUACAAGACUGUAAUACUUCAGCUUGCUAAUCUAGUUUAAAUUAUGGAUAUGCCCUUUAUGUAUUAGGUCGCUGGAAUUGCUUUUGGAUAAUGAAUUUGAAUGUUUUAAUUCUAGAUAUAAUGAAGCUCUUGUACAUUAUGUUAAUCAACAGCUACACAAAAAUCUACUUUUUUUUUUAGUUUUACUUAAAAUCAUGUCAGUGACUUGAUUUUU